UUUAAUAUCAUCUUCAUUCAUUAUGGUCACCAGUAUUUUCCAGUAGUUUCUCCGGCGUUACCUCUUCCCAGCUUCAGCAAGAGCAUAAGAGAUGCCAUUCGAAAAGCAAAACAAAUGUAAUUGAGUGGUCUCUCCAAUGGCGCCCUCUCUGCCUUGUUUAUAGCGUCUUCGUUUACCACCCUUGCGCGCGCGUGCCGCUGUCGUCAACCAAUUCCUGUCUGGAGUGUCUGACCGCCGGUGGGCGAGUGGGGUGUGUCUGCAAGCGGAGAGAGCGUGCGAUUCAGACUCCUUGUACACAACACGACUCGAGUGAGAAUAAAAUGCUGCAAAAUCUGAAAUUGACACGACUCAGAGUCUAGCAGCAAUCUGACACUUUUUUGUUCGCCAGUUCGGGGAGAGACUGCCUGGAACCAUGAAGAAAUCGAGCCCGGCAAAGCAACAACCACCACCUCCGGCUGAAGUCACAGUGCCAGAUAACGAGGUUACUGUGCAACAACUGAACGAGCUGUUGUCAAACAGCAGCGGAUUUUACAGUUUACCAACACAGCAUUUCAACGAGGUCUUCCCUAGAAUAUACGUUGGUAACGCGUUUGUGGGCCAGAAUCUGAUGCGUCUGCAGAAGCUGGGCGUGACCCACAUCCUGAACGCGGCGGAGGGCAACUCCUUCAUGCACGUCAACACCAACGCAGAGUUCUAUGCUGGCUCGGGCAUCACCUACCACGGCAUCCAGGCCAACGACAAGCCUCAGUUCAACCUCAGUACAUUUUUUGAGGAGGGGGCAGACUUCAUUGAGAAGGCUCUGGCACACAACAAUGGCAAAGGGAAGGUGUACGUCCACUGCCGAGAGGGCUACAGCCGCUCGCCCACCAUUGUCAUCGCUUACCUCAUGCUGCGCCACAACCUGGACGCCCGGGUAGCGGUUGCCACGGUGAGGCUGAAGAGAGAGAUCGGCCCCAAUGACGGCUUUCUGCGCCAGCUGUGCCAACUCAACGAGAAGCUGGCAAAAGAGGGCAAGUUGAAUGGGGUGAUGCCAGUCGUGGCUGCCAGGUUAAAGACAAAGUAAGAGAGGGAGAGAGAGACCCAAACCCUCCUAUUCUGCGUUCCAUAGGAGACAACCUGACUCAAUCCACCCUGACCGCCAAACGUCUCACACACAUGCACAUACAUGUAACAUGCAUGCACUGUACAUACAUAGUGACAGUCACACAAUAACUCUCUCACACAAACUCUCCUAUCUGUCAUGCUGCCGUCCUCUUUCUCACCUUCUCUCUGUCUCUCGCUCUCUGUCUCUCGCUCUCUGUCUCUCGCUCUCUGUCUCUCGCUCUCUGUCUCUCGCUCUCUGUCUCUCGCUCUCUGUCUUUCGCCCUCUGUCUCUCGCUCUGCUGGUCUCCUUGGGUACAUUUGUCUAAACCCCAGCCUGUUCCGAUAGUGGGGGAAGUAUGUUAGGCCAAGGGGUGUGGAAAAGAGGGUACCUGGGGCAUGCAGGCAUCCAUCUAACCAUGGCUCAGUGCUUUCCAGUUUACUCUGUCACCCAUCUUCUCUCUGUAGAUUCCAUAAGCAUACGUCCCACUGCUGGCACACACAGCCCCAAAGUUUUGACUUGACCAAUGAAGCAUUCCGUAGACCAUAUGUUUAAAACACUGAACAUUUCUCUCCGUGUUCCACUUGGAGCUCUGAGGUCGGAAGAGAGUCGGAAGAGUACAAAUAAUAUAUUAUAGCACAAUCAUUAAACAGAAUCCCACUGCCGGGACUGUCGGACUACAAUGAUGUCAUGACCCCAACAAAAUGAUCUCUGACCAGUCUGGAAUGUUUUGGGACAUUUAGACUAUUCCUGAUUGGGUGUGACAAUGAAGCACCCUGACAUCACACAAGGAAGUGCCGUGGGUAGUGUUGGGUGGGCUAAUUUGGUGUAUAAAAAAAAAAACAUUCCAUAGAGACUGGCUCCCCAAGAUGUCAUACACACACACACACACACACACACACACACACACACACACACACACACACACCCAUCAUGUCUAAGUAGAAGCAAGCAACACACACAGACACACACACACACACAGACAGCCAUGAUGUGUGUGUGUGUGUUGCUGCUUGCUUCUACUUAGACAUGAUGUGUGUGUGUGUAAGUAGAAGCAAGCAGCAACACACACACACCUCAUGUCUAAGUAGAAGCAAGCAGCAACACACUUUCUUUAUGUGCAUUUACAGGGAUGGAACCUAUUUACAAAGGAAAACGCACUUACCAUGCCAGACAGGUACCCACUGCCAAUUCCAAAGUGCACAUCCGUCGUUGUGUCCAUCCCAUAGAUAUACAGCUCCACUGUCAAUCAAUGCCAGAAUUGCCCGUUAUAUGUCAACUGCCUUGAACCAAUAUGUGCAUACUAAUGUUAUGCCAAUUUGGAAGUGAACACCCAAGGCUUUUCUGUUUGUCUGUAUUAGUACAUUGCAGGAUACUGUAUGUCUCAAUGCCCUGCCAUCCUAUUGAAGUAUAUAUUUAAGCUAUAAUGCAUGAGGGGGUGUGGUAUAUGGCCAAUAUACCACGGCUACGGGAUGUUCUUUCGCACAACGCAACCCAGAGUGCCUGGAUAAAGCCCUUAGCCGUGGUAUAUUGGCCAUAUAACACAAACCCCCUAGGUGCUUUAUUGCUAUUAUAAACUGGUUACAAACGUAAUUAGAUCAGUCAAAAUAAAUGUGGUAUAUAUCAAACCAGCCAGUUUAUAAUAUAUGAUCACAACCAAGAGAGAAACGUCUCAGAAAUGAUUAUAACCGGUGUUGCACAUACAGCUGCACAUGAAUUGAGAUGAAUUGUGGAAGGCUCUACAGCUUUCUGAAACAAUUUCUGUCUUUACAUUCGAAUCAAUGGAAAGACCAAAGGCUCCAGGCAAGCUCACAAGACAUCUAACCCUGGGGGGGGGUUUAACCCCUCAAAUGUCCCUGUUGCAUCCGGAGUUGUCUUUGACUAAACUUCAUGGUCAAGUGUGAUAGACAGUCACUGGAUCCAGCCCCACUAGCAGGGACAGCGAGUCCUAAGUCCUAACGAACCAUCAUCACUCCAUUUUGGAAACGAUGUACUAAAGAGGGGUCUAGCACAGCCACGGUUAGUUACGGUUAGUUCACCCGGUUCUUCCCAUGUGUCAAAUCCGAUAGAGCUCAGUCGCUCAGCAUAGAGGCCUACGGGCUUAUUGGUGCAUCCAUGGGUGGAAUGAAUAGAAGUGGAAAUAGUUAUCUCUGUCUGAGAAAUUGAACUCUGAAAACGAGGUUACGUUAUGUCAUACGGCACCAUCUAUUCCUCAUUUUAUACAUCUAUAUACAUAGAAAUAUUAUACAUGUAUAUACAUAUUUAAGCAUUGACAUAUAUGAAUGUAGAGCAAUGUGUCUAUAAUGUGUAAGUAUCGUUAGUACAUGUGUAUAUCACUGUAGCACUUAUACUGUAGUUCUUAUGUCAACAUUAGAUCACUCAGCCCUCUACUAACUCUUCUACAUUCCUCCUAUAUUCCAAUAUCUGUAUUUAAAGAUGCCUUCAUGCUUUUUCCUCUGCGUUCUGUUGGGGAUAUACAUGGAGAUCAAUGGAGGGAUUGUAGAUCUAUUUUUAUUCGAAUCUAUUGAUUCUGUGACUCAUGCUGAUGACUGAUGGGAUGUUCUCUCUGACUCGGAUGCUCUAUGCUGUGACCCCAACUUAACUUAUCAUUGACAAGUCAACGAGGAGGCUGGUGGGAGGAGCACUAUGAGCACGGGCUCAUUGUAAUGGUUGGAAUGGAAUGGUAUCAAACAUAUGGAGAUCCAUUGGUUCCAUUCCAGCCAUUACAAUGAGUCCGUCCUCUUAUAGCAACAGCCUCCUCUGUCACACUACUAUUUAUAAGCACCAUCACAAGCAUUUUUUCCCCCCCCUAGUUAAUCCAUUUUAAAAACAGAACGAUAUUCCGGAAGGAUCUCUAUAACAUUCCUGUAUGAUCUGGAGACCAACCUAACCCACUGUAGUUACUGAGAACCUUUUGUGCCGUCAACGCAGACGGAUUUCCUGCGCCAAGCAGCCUAUAGUAGCUGUUCAUGACUGGCUUUGUUUUCUCUGUCCUUCUAUCAGGCCAAUAUACCAUGAGGCUGUUUUCCUACUGCCCAACAAUAGACAACAAGACACUGUUGGUGGCAUUUUUUUUUUUUAAAUGGGAGGGGGUCAUUCAUUGAUUACAAAUGAAAGGUUCAGCUAUUUAACCCAUUUGGAGAAUUUUGGUGUAUUGUUUUAAGAUGAGGGUUAUUAUUUAUUUGUUUCAACAUUUUAACUGCCUACAGCCUAGCGAUAGUCCUUUUUUUUUUUAGUAUUUGCUUUACCACAAAUUAGGUUAAAGGGUUAACUUUAUAACAUGCAUAAGGGGUUGUAAAAUACAUUGAACCAAAUCCAUAGAUCAGCAUCAAACACACCCAUCUGUUAAUGUGUUGAUGGAUAGGGGAAACAGUGUCCCCUGCUGUUUCAAAUGUUUUUGCACAAUUUAUUAAAUAAUGGUAAUGCCGUUAAGCUGACACUUUAUUUGCCAAUUAUCGUUACUCCUGGUUUCUGCUGUGUCUAUUAUACAGUUGAGAUUAUUGUAAAACAUGGACUGAAGUGGGACAAUUUUUCUUGUCUAUUUUUGAAUGAUAUGUCAUUGAUGUACUGCAGGGGGAGGCAACCCUGGUCCUCGAGUGCUGCAGGCACGUUAUGUUUUGGAUUUACCAACCUGAGAGACCAGGUGUGUUGAAUUUAGGUAAUCACUGAACUGAUCAAUUAGGCCUGUUGGCCAGGUGUGGUGCCUUGUUGGAACAAAAUCCUGCAGUACCUGCGGCCCUCCAAGAUAAGGGUUGCCUAACCCUGACGUACUGUAUAUUCACUCUUGAAUAUAAUAUACUAUUGAAUUGUCAAUGUAUUAAUGUUACAACAUUUCUGUGCUUAUGGGUUUGCUAUGUGUUGUAAUGUCAGGAAUGGGAAAUGUGAUAUUCCUCAUCUAUAUGAGGGAUAUUUCCAGUCACCUCAAAUAAUUGGCACCCUUGAUAAAGAUGCUCAAACAUUUUGAAAUGAUUGUAUGAUCUGAGUAAGUAAGAGUCAUUUUUAACUAAAAUAAUUACAACAAAAAGUAUUUUAAAAAAGAGCCAUCUGACCAUAGAACCGGUUUUAAUCUACAUGCCAAUUCCGUUUAGCAAGCUCAUACUGUACCUAGUGUAAAAUAUGGUGGUGGAUCUUUGAUGUUAUGGGGCUAUUUUGCUUCCACUGGUCCUGGGUCAUCAUGAACCUUACCCAUUACCAGGACAUUUUAGCCCACAAUAUUGUUGCUUCUACCAGAAGGCUGUGGAUCUUCCAGCAAGACAAUAACCCCAAGCACACAUCAAAAUAGUUAAUUGACCACAAUAUCAACAUUUUGCAAUGGCCAUCUGUCUCCAGACUUGAACCCCAUUGAAAACCUGUGGUUUGAAUUGAGGAGGGCAGUUCAUAAGAGCAGGGGAAGGAUAUCAAGGAUCUGGAAAGACUCUGUAUGGAGGAAUGGUCUCAGAUCCCUCCCAACAUGUGUUCUCCAAUGUCAUAAAACAUGUUAGAAAAAAACUUAGUGUUGUAAUCCUCGCAGGGGGAGGGUGCUGGAGUAAUGAAAACAGGGGCGCUAAUCAUUUUGACAUAUCUUUUAGAUUACUUGUUAAUAAACAAAAUCUCUUUCUCUGACCAAUUGUUAGUAUAAUAUAAUUUCCCUGAUGUUUUGAGCAUACAAUAAAUAUCAGUAUUUGAUAUAUAUUUUUUUUGUUGCUCAUCUUUAUCACUGGUGCUAAUAAGUUUGGAGGUGUGUUACAGUAACUGCACUCUGGCCAUUGCGAGUCACUGCAUUUUACCAUAACGAAAGGUAUUUAAUCAGCCCUAUAGUAAUGUAAUAUCCUUGUGUGUUCAAGUAUGCUGUUUGUAAAGAGAAAAUGAAAUAAUGGGUAUGAUUUUGUUAAUGUGCAUUUCAAUGAUCACCGUGUGUGUGUGUGUGGUGUUACCCACUGGGCACAGACGUCAGUUUAACGUCUAGUUUUGAUUUACAUUUGGUUGAGUUGUCAACGAACGUGAAUUCAACAACAAAUGUCACCAUGUCAUUGGAUUUAGGUUAAAAGUCAAGUGGAAACUAAAUUAAAUUCCCUUAAUUUUAUUUAUUUAUUUUUUAAAUCCAAUCAGUUUUCCACGUCAUCACAGAUUUUUGGAGAAUUUAUUCAACCAGUUUUUGCCCAGUGGGUAGUUUGUCUCAUACUUUGAUUAUUUUGCUGUACUAAUAAAUGCUGCUCUUUUUAUUAUUGUUAUAAACACUCAACAGUUAAUAUGCCGACGCCGCCUUCCCCAAGUCUCCCUUCACUUUCACUGAAAUGUCUUCCAUGUUUACCUUCAGAUAGACAUAAAGGUGAUUGAUAUCUUAAGGUUAAAGGUCACUGAUAUAUUUUUCCUACUCCGUUGCCAUUGUGGCCCCCUCCAUUACGUUCCCUACAGGCGUUAAAGAGUAGCAUGAGAGUUAGCACAAAUUACCCCACACUGCCUGGCUUCCACAGCCCAGUUAUCCUCGCACGUUCUCACAAUGUUGCAUUCAUGUUUUAUUAAUGUCACUGAGGAUUUCCACUAUCAACAAUAUUUGGUUGUUUUGUGUUGGGUUCAUUCCGAUCUGUCCCUUUUCACACUAACAGUAGUGGGCACUGCCUGGAGAUGGAACAGGAUACGCAUCACAGGAAAUGCAUUAUGACAUUAAUGACACAGAAUCCCACCCAAAAGCCUUACACUGAAGAUCGAAUCAAUCUCUAUAUUUUAGUUCUGUGUACUUACUUCACACAGUAUGGAAGGACGGCUCCCUUGCAGACGGAGAUGACGCUGUUUGUUGAAGUGCACUUGGUUUUAAAUUGUAAUGUUAUUUUUUCUUACCUUGAAAAGUCGACUCUUUCUUGUGUUAAACAAUAAAUGGCUAAGAUGUUAACCUUG
Molecule: messenger RNA, 6955 nt
Organism: Oncorhynchus keta (chum salmon)
Lineage: Eukaryota; Metazoa; Chordata; Actinopteri; Salmoniformes; Salmonidae
Product: dual specificity protein phosphatase 3-like
Exons: 3
Coding region: 413-1063 (216 amino acids)
Biological process (GO): negative regulation of MAPK cascade; protein dephosphorylation
Cellular component (GO): cytoplasm
Molecular function (GO): MAP kinase phosphatase activity; protein tyrosine/serine/threonine phosphatase activity
Source: RefSeq, a predicted model, not a curated record